Peronospora matthiolae is the source of this 1953-nucleotide messenger RNA. NCBI's taxonomy places the organism in Eukaryota, Oomycota, Peronosporomycetes, Peronosporales, Peronosporaceae. The record is from the annotation of a GenBank genome assembly.
AUGCUCACGUCCGAGCUGCUCGACCUCAAGACCGAGCUCCAGUGCACGUUAACGCGCUUAAGUAACGCGCUCACCACGUCUGAAAUCAACGUGGACCCUCGGCAUCCGUCACGCACAGCAGCAAUUACAGCAGCAGCAGAAGAGCGUCCACGACGUGGGCGUCAGACGAAGCGGUCAACGCGAUGGGAUCGACUGCACGAGUUGAGACGAAAAGUAACUGCAGCGUCGAUCGAACGUCGAGCGCUGGAGCUGCAGUUGCAACUUCAGCGACAGACUCCGGACUUGAUGCAGGAGUUACUUCAGGACCGACGGCGGUGUGCGGGGCAAAGGGCGAUCGCGCAGCUGCAGGAGCAGCAGGCGCAGAUUCGACGGGAGCUUGAACGUGACAAGGAAGAAAGGGGAGUGGACGAGAGACGAGAGACGGAAGGCAGUGGAGGCUGUGACGGGUCCAGUGGGAGGGAGACGCAGAUGAGGUAUUCUAUUGGUGGAGUCGUGACGCUCGAGCCAUUGAGUUCUUUGGAGCAGGAGAAGCAGAAGAAAGAGAAGAACAAGAAGAAGGAGAGGUGGCAGCAACUGCCUCGACGAGGGGUUACAGUGGCGUGUUUACAACCGAAGGCGUCGCGUUGUCCAGCUGUCGAUGAGGAGGAAGAGGUGAAGGAGGACGGUCGUGGUCGUUCUUCUGCUGCUGCUGCUGCUUAUGAAAGAGAUAUGCAUGCUCGUUGGAGAGCACACUAUCCAAAGCCGCCAGACGCGUUGACUGACGUUUUCAAGCUGCAGUUAAAGUUUGCCGAGACGAUGCUGAAGCUGGAGAAAUCCGUGCGGAUGCGUGAUCAGUUGCUCCAGGAUAGCUGGACGACGAGUAUGCAGAAAAGCAGGACCGGCACGAAAAAGAAAGGAAAGGCGGGGCAAGCCCGUCAUUGUUGCAGACAGGCGGUACGGUCUGGUGAGAGUGAAGUUAGUAGUGACGCAUCGGUCAGCUCACCUUCGUCUUCGUUUUCCUCUCUGGAGUCGACGCCUGACUGUAGUCAAACUAUACGGAUACAGUAUCCGAAGUUUCGAGUUUCAAAGGCGACUACGGAUGAGACGCUUGUACCGACUUCAUUCGAUGCAGACAACUCACCUAGUGGGGAGCUGACCGGUUUGGCAUCGAUAUCAUCAAUCGCUACGUCAUCUCAUGGUUCUAUCGAGGAAAUGCAAAAUGUUGAUGCCGCACGUGGACAAUUUGACGGACAGGAAGCAGAAGCUUACGAAACUCCUACGACAGGGAGCAGUGGAACGACUCCGACCACUGGGAGUGACCAGAAGGAUACAUCUUCAGUGUCAAAGCAGGUUCGCUUCGGCGAAGAUGCGUACUCUACCCCGGUGCUUGCUCGUAAGUUUAACUUCGAUGGACCGUCUAUCGAUGACGAUGACGAUGAAGAGAAGGAGCAGAAGGAAGAGAGUGAGAGCAUCUUCAGUUUUCUGGGGGGAUCUAGCGUUAGCAGCACGGAGCUGAAUGAUGUAUCCCUUUUGCGGGCCUUCGAGCGCUUCCGUCGCGAGCUUAAUGCGUCUGAGUUGACCAAGCCUCCUGUCGACCCUCCGCUUGUGCGAAAACUGUUUUCAGAACCCAGUGUGGCAGAGGCCGGGUGUGAACCGGUAAACAUCAAAUGGCCUGAUGCAGAAGGGGUCCAGGAUAGUGGUGUUGAAUUGAUUGCUGAAGCUGAUGACAGCAUUGUAACAAUAUCAGCACUCGCGGGUUUAAGUAUCGCAGAGUUGCAGGAACGACGCAGGCAACUUUGCUUGGACAUCCAGGCCGCGAGUGCUCAACUUGUCCUAAACUCUGGCAGGGUGCUAGACGUGACUGGAUCAAGGGAGGUAAAUCAGACCCAGAACCACUUGGUAUCGAUGAGAGGUGAACUCAAGCUGAUCGAUACACGAUUGAGAGCUUCGUCAUGUAAUCCAGUUCUGCCUUGA